AUGAUUUACAAUUCCCUACAAACACUCCUUAGAAAUUCUUAUCUGCCAACCCGCCAGAUCUUGAGUUCUCCUCCUGCCUCCUGUACCGUGAGAUACCAGAAGCAAAGACUUAUGUCGAAUUCGCCUCCCCCUCGUGUGACACUUACCCCUCCUCCCUCGGCACCCAUAAGUCUGCCCAUCUCCCCUAUUCCGGUGGGGGACGGCAAUCCCAAGACAAUCAAGACGGCUGCAUGUCUUAUUAUUGGUGACGAAAUUCUGAACGGCAAGACGCACGAUUCCAACUCGAAUUAUUUCGCCAAGUUUUGUUUUGAGCGGGGAGUUGCGCUGAAGCGGAUCGAAGUUAUUGCCGAUGAUGAGGGUGAAAUCGUGGAGGCCAGUCGUAGGAUGGUCAAAAAUUAUGAUUUUGUCGUGACGAGUGGUGGAAUUGGUCCGACUCAUGAUGAUAUCACAUACGCGUCUCUGGGAGUCGCAUUCAACAACCCUCUUGUGCUACACCAACCGACUCUAGAACGAAUGUAUGAAAUGAGUAAACACCGCCCCGAAACCCUUAACCAAACACAAGAACAACGCACAGCGCGUGAACGGAUGGCGCUCCUCCCCGAGGGGCCAGGAGCAGAAGCGCUGUUCGUAUGCGAAGACCUAUGGGUGCCUGUUUCACGACUACAGGGUAAACUAUACGUCCUUCCGGGUGUUCCUUCGUUGUUCCGAAAACUCCUUGACAGAGUGAAUGGUCCUAUCGCUGCAAGUUUAAUUUUCGCCAACCAAGAACCAUGCAUUUACUCACUCGUCGCCAUCCAUUCAUUCCAUUUAAAUUCAUGCUAUCUUGACUCAAUUAGACUACCUGAAUCGAAUAUUGCUCCAUAUCUAACCAGUCUCCAAGCGCGCGUCAAAUCUGAAGAUAUUCAAGUGGGCUCCUACCCGACCGUUGGAAAAGGAGUGACUGUUUCGUUGAUAGGAAGGAACUCUGCCCGGUUGGAAGAGCUCGCGCUGGAGGUCGCGAAAGAAGUCUCGGCUGACAAAUCCUCUUCUCCAUUAAUCAACCACGAUGGAUCCAAAGGCAGGAAUGACCGUGUCAUUAGGCACAAUCGGGCAUGCACGGGUGCCCUGAGCGGGGCCGUCUAUGCACUUUUCAAAUCCCAAUCUCCCGCUCUCAUGGGAUUCGCAGCAGGAAUCAAUAGUGGGAUCGCAGGGCUUACUUUUUUCGGUACGCAUUAUAACCGACUGUUUAUGCGCUUUUUGCACCGAAGUCAACGCCCCCCCCCCCUCUCCCGGGUUCCAGCCUUGCGCGAAUACGUAGUCAGCCCAGCCCUCGUGCUGUCGCUCGACACAUCGCAAUAUGCCCAGAGGCGAGCUCGAUUGGGAAUAACCUCGAAGCAAUUCAACGAUUUAAAAUAUGCGCACGAGCACCAAGAUGAACUCGCGAUGAUUCGACGGGACCGGCUUUUGGAUACUGGAGUAGCGGGGGCGAUCGCUGGUGGGGGGUUGAAUUUCUGGCGACGCGGUGCACGAGCUAUUGUUCCGGGCGUGUUGACGGCUGGCUUGGCAUGCACUUUGGUGCAGGUGGCGGUCAACGAAUUGGCGGUUCAGAGGAUCCAAUAUGUUGCGGGGACUCCGACGACUGCACUUGUUCCUUUGACUCCAUCUAUACCAGUGGCUUCUGACUCGGCGUCGCUUACGACUGGCACUUCUAUCCCGAUAGCUACCCCCAUCGUGGCGGUACUCCACCAACCGGUCGAGGAGAAGCAGGCUCCUAAACCAGCCAUGGAGAGGAUCGUCGACGCACUUUCGUAUGUCAUACCAUUAACCAAGUUGGACGACAAAGAGUAUCUUGGACGAUUGGAACGAAAGCGAACAGUCUUGGACGAGAAAAUUGAUCGACUUUCUGCGGAACUCGAAGGCAAAUCCCGCCGUUGA
This is a messenger RNA of Rhizoctonia solani, 1914 nucleotides long. RefSeq names its product molybdopterin-binding domain protein. The record is from RefSeq and is a predicted model, not a curated record. NCBI's taxonomy places the organism in Eukaryota, Fungi, Basidiomycota, Agaricomycetes, Cantharellales, Ceratobasidiaceae. The transcript is spliced from 10 exons. The coding region runs from base 1 to 1914 and encodes 637 amino acids.